UUCUCGGCCAAUCCUGGUACUAGUUGACAAAAUAAAUGAUAUAUAAACCGCAGUAUGGGAAAAUUGUAACUGGAAAGUAACUUUGUUCUUCGGCAGAAAUUGAACGGAUCGUUUGCAACCACCAUGGCCGAUUCUAUAGAAAGUAGUUUCCAGGCCGCCAUUGACGCUGGCAAGAUCAACGGAGCUGUUAUUUGUGCCACCGACGCCGAGGGUCGUUUUGUUUACGAAAAAGCGAUGGGCGAGCGCACGCUACUGUCUGGCGAGAAGCGGCCACAGAAGCUGAACGACGUGCUGUUCUUGGCUUCAGCUACCAAGUUAAUCACCACUAUUGCUGUCUUGCAGUGCAUAGAGGACGGCCUACUAACCUUGACCGGUGACCUUUCGUCCAUCGUACCCGAACUCACUUCAAAGCAGGUCAUCACCGGCUUUUCUGACGACAACGAAACUCCUUUGCUGGAGCAGGUAGUCCGCUCCAUUACGCUCGAGAUGUUGCUUACGCACAGCUCUGGCGUCACUUAUUUCUUUCUGAAUCCUCAUGUCGUCCGAUGGCGCGAGAAGUUCGCCGCCCCUCUCCAAGAAGACGACCGCCGAUCGGUUGAGGAGCUGUUCAGCUAUCCACUCGCUUUUCAACCUGGUGAUGGCUGGAUGUAUGGCACAGGGCUCGACUGGGCUGGCCUUGUGGUAGAGCGGGUGACAGGUCGCACGCUUAGCCAGUUCAUGCAGCAGCGCAUCUUCGAUCCACUCGGCAUUUCUGACGCCGAGUUUUACCCGGUUACGCGAGAUGACCUGCGCGCACGCCUCGUCGACCUCAAUCCAAAGGACCCUGAAGCCCUGGGCCGUGCCGUGUUUGGCGGCGGCGGUGACGACAUGAACAAGCCAACCCGUGGAAACUUUGGUGGUCAUGGCUUAUUUCUGCCAGGCGCUGACUACAUCAAGAUUCUGCACUCGCUGCUGGCCGGCGACAGUAAACUCCUUAAACCCACUACAGUUGAUACUAUGUUCCAGCAUCACCUAAGCCCAAAGGCGACCGAGGCCCAUAAGGCUGCUAUGACCAGCCCCAUGGGUGCCCACUUUCGUGUGGGGAUCGAUCCCGAAAUGAAAGCUGGCCAUGGUCUAGGCGGGUUGCUUAUGCUUCAGGAUGUCGAUGACUGGUACGGCGAGCAUACACUAACCUGGGGCGGUGGUAUGUCGCUCGUCUGGUUCAUCGAUCGCAAGAACAACCUUUGCGGCGUCGGUGCUGUCCAAAUUGCACUUCCCGCUGAUCACGAUACGGUGGACGAGCUGAAGAAGACCUUCAGCCGUGAUGUCUAUCGAAAGUACGCCGUGUGGAAGGAGAAUCAUGUGGCCUUAUGAUGAUGGAGAUGUCCAGAUUCUUAUCUGUUGCUAUAUUGACGAGAGUGUAUUCAAAUCAUUAGCGUACAUAAUAAAAAUUGCUAUCAUUUCAUGUGGUUACAUGUGAAUCAGCAAA
This is a messenger RNA of Umbelopsis ramanniana AG, 1468 nucleotides long. RefSeq lists its product as uncharacterized. The transcript has 2 exons. Bases 124 to 1353 code for a protein of 409 amino acids. Lineage: Eukaryota; Fungi; Mucoromycota; Umbelopsidomycetes; Umbelopsidales; Umbelopsidaceae. The record is from RefSeq and is a predicted model, not a curated record.